GUGCGGUUGCCGCAAACCCAACGUAGAAUGUCGUAAAACAUGGAGUCGGCAGAGAAGUGAAGUGCGAGUUCUAUUGAUAUGCAAACCGUGGUAGAUUUCGCAGUUGGAACUAGAUAGUGAUGUUUCAUUGGCUACUUUUUGACCCGUUCGGCAUGUUUUAAAACUACAAUGGACACCGCGAGGACACAGAAAAUGAGCUGAUCUCCAGCAAAACCACCUCGAAAAUGGCUGCAUACACCGCUGAAGCAAAAUGAAUGUUUCCUGUCCAUCCCUGACACCCCAACCACUACUGCCACAUCCACUCUCACAGACUCCAGCACUGAGUUUGUUUUUGCGGAGACCUACCAGACCUGUGUUGUGAGAGGUGUCAAAAAGAUGACCAAAGCCCCAAAGACACCUUCCAAAAAACUAAAACCUGCCCUGACUUCAAAGAGACACAGCUGCUGUUUCUCAGGAAAUUUGUUUGAUGUCCUAAAACAUACAAAGUGCCAGCCCGAGUCAUCAUUACUUACAGAGCACUUUCUAAAAGUGCUGUACAAAGGCAUCAACAGAGUGACAAAUGGGCAAAAAAAGAAAGAAAUCGGGAACUUUUUCACAGCACUGUUGCACUUUCAAGACACAGUAUGGCCAAAAAGACAUGGAGCGACAUCUUAAAACUCACACCGGUGAGAAGCCAUUUGAAUGUGAAUUGUGCCACAAGCGCUUCAGUCGGCGGGACAAGCUGAACAUGCACAGCCGCUCGCACACAGGUGAGAAGCCACACAAAUGUAAACACUGUCCUUAUGCAGCAGCAGACAGCAGCAGCCUGAAGAAGCACCUGCGUAUCCACUAUGAUGAACGGCCAUUCAAAUGCCAGAUCUGUCCUUACGCCAGCCGCAACUCCAGCCAACUUACCGUGCAUCUCCGCUCGCACACAGGGGAUGCACCUUUUCAGUGCCAACAAUGUGAUGCAAAGUUCAAAAUAAACUCAGACCUGAAGAGGCACAUCCGGAUUCACUCUGGCGAAAAACCUUACAAAUGUGACUUUUGUGAGUACCGCUGCGCCAUGAAAGGAAACCUCAAAUCGCACAUUCAGAUCAAACAUGGUACGGAGAACUCCUUUCAGUGCAUGCACUGUGAUUUCAAGUGUGCCAACAAGACUGCUCUGCGACAACACUUGAGAGAACACCAACCCACUCAGCCCAUUCAGUGUUCCAAGUGCACUUACUCCUGCUCCAGCAAGGGGGCGCUCAAGGUCCACGAGCGGAUCCACUCCGAAGACCGCCCUUUCAAAUGUGACUUCUGCAACUUUGCCUCUAAGCAGCGCAGCAAUCUCGUCAUUCACAAGAAGAAGUGUCACUCGGAUAAGCUUGAAAAAGGCAGCGGUGGGAAAGGAGGCAGAGGUGGAGGGAAAAAUUUAGGCACUGACUCUCCGAAGCCUGUCAGCUCUCGGUAUCGAGCCAAACUAGAUGCAGCUCGAGCCUUUUGCUGUGACUCGUGUGAUGCUUCGUUUGUGAGGGAGGACUCCCUGCGGAGCCACAAGAAGCAGCAUCGGGACACUCAGAGUGUGUUGCAACUCCAGCUCUCUACCCCAGCGGAAGCAGUUAACUUGGUUCCCGUUACCAUGUCACAAACCAGCGCUGAGCUCGAAGUUCCUAUCCCGUGUAACCCAAUGCCUCCUUAUAGUAAUGCACAGCUUAAAAUCAUUGUAUCUCACCCGUUAGGCCAGGAUAACCCCUUGCUCUCGACUGCUGGAGAUGGCCAGAAUAAGAGCAACAUGGUCUUGCUUAGCCCAGAAAACCAGGACAUGGUAGUUAACUCCAUGAUCCAUCAGGUCAACCUGCUGGCGCCUGUACAACCACUCGGUUCAUCCCAAACCACAGAAGCCACUCUUGAACCCCAGACUGUCCUCCUGACUCAACUCAGCACCGACGAUGCCAACAACCCGCUCCACCAGGCCCUGAUGCAAACAGCUAUAACCGCUCAGGACUCAAGCAGCAGCACACAGACGUUCAUCACCACCUGCUCUGAACUGGAGGGGCUCAAUGCUUUGAUUCAGGAAGGUGGCACAGAGAUUACAGUGGUUACGGAAGGAAACUCAGCUUUGGUGACCACAGCACCUCUGCCUGACGUGGACAUGUCCAAGCCAGCAGAGACUGUGACGGUUGAGGAGAGUGCCUUACCCUGUGAGGAAAGUGCAUUACUGGUGCCAAACAUCAGCCUGGGCAGCCAGAAUGUGGUCAUCCACAGCGUUCCACUUAUAGUGUCUCCUCAGCCUCAGCAGAGCACGGUGGAUCAGCUCUCCCCUCAUGCACUCUAUUCCAGUUCACAUACACUUGAAAGCAUGCCACAGUGAGCAGCGGUGUGUGUUUCUGAAAGUGAAAAGACAGUAACUGCAUCAUAAGCUAAUUCUCUGCUGAUAGUAACUUGUAGAUCUAACGGAAACCACUAAAAUAACAAAACUGUUGGCUUUGGAGGUGUAGUUUGUUUAGUCUUCACAUUUUAGAAUAAAACAUCCAUUUUAACAUUGUUUCAUGCACUGUAUUUUCAUCUGUUAUAUUUGCAGGCAUCAAAAAUUGAAAUUAAACCAUAUUUCAAUUACAAUAUUUAAUUGAAAUCAGGUUUAAUUUAAAGCAACAUCAUAAAAGAAUAAAAGAAUAAUACCGCAAAUGAACAAAAUGUGAAAGUGACUGAAUGUAUUUGUAUGAUGUAUGUUUUAUGUUUGUCCAUUAGGUGGCAGCAGAGUGAUGAGAGUAAAUAAUGAAACUUGCUCUGCUUUAUGGAGUAUUCAGACUGUAAGUGUACUGCUGCCCCGUAGUAUUGAUUAUACAUAUUCUGUAUGUAUAGCUUUUUUUAAAAAAUAAAUAAAUAUUUUUUUUUCAAG
Messenger RNA from Oreochromis aureus, 2863 nucleotides. RefSeq names its product zinc finger protein 64 homolog (mouse) (gene zfp64). The transcript is spliced from 7 exons. Bases 560 to 2335 code for a protein of 591 amino acids. The record is from RefSeq and is a predicted model, not a curated record. Gene Ontology annotation, cellular component: nucleus. Gene Ontology annotation, biological process: regulation of transcription by RNA polymerase II. Lineage: Eukaryota; Metazoa; Chordata; Actinopteri; Cichliformes; Cichlidae. Gene Ontology annotation, molecular function: RNA polymerase II cis-regulatory region sequence-specific DNA binding; DNA-binding transcription factor activity, RNA polymerase II-specific.